Messenger RNA from Octodon degus (degu), 5588 nucleotides. It is a transcript of the gene Nup210l, whose product is annotated as nucleoporin 210 like. The transcript is spliced from 40 exons. Lineage: Eukaryota; Metazoa; Chordata; Mammalia; Rodentia; Octodontidae. Bases 1 to 5496 code for a protein of 1831 amino acids. The record is from RefSeq and is a predicted model, not a curated record. Gene Ontology annotation, cellular component: nuclear pore.
AUGGCCCGCUCUGAGGCGCCAGGGGCCCGAGGCUUGAGGCUGCGGUUCUUACUUGUGCUUAAUGUUUUGUUGCUCUUGCCGUUUUUGCGUGGAACCCAGGCCAACAAGCUUAACGUGCCCCAGGUGUUGCUACCCUUCGGCCGGGAGCCGGGGCGAGUGCCCUUCCUGCUGGAGGCCCAGCGGGGCUGCUACGUUUGGCAUUCCACCCAUGAGGAUGUGGUAACUGUUGAGCCUUUAUAUGAAAAUGGCACCGUAUGUUCUCAGAGAGCUGUACUCAUUGCUGAAUCUACCCAGCCAAUCCGCCUCAGCAGUGUUAUUCUUGCUCGAGAAAUAGUGACUGACCAUGAACUACGCUGUGAUGUGAAGGUUGAUGUGAUAAACAGCAUUGAAAUUAUAUCUCGGACCCGGGAACUCUAUGUAGAUGAUUCUCCUCUGGAACUGAUAGUGAGGGCACUGGAUGCUGAAGGAAAUACUUUUAGCAGUUUGGCAGGAAUGAUGUUUGAGUGGAGCAUUGCUCAAGAUGACAAGUCGGCAAGAGAAGAACUGUCUAGCAGAAUUAGGAUUCUGAAAUACUCUGAAGCAGAAUAUUCUCCCCCAGGCUAUAUAGUUGAGAUGGAAAAAGAAGAAAAACGAGGAGAUAUGAUUUUGGUGUCUGGUAUUAGAACUGGUAUUGCUGCUGUAAAAGUCCGAAUUUAUGAACCAUUCUAUAAGAAAGUGGCAUCCGCAAUGAUACGUCUCCUUGUUUUGGAGAAUAUCUUUCUUAUACCAUCCCAUGAUAUUUAUCUCUUAGUAGGAGCAUAUAUCAAGUACCAAGCUGCAAAAAUGGUUCAGGGAAGAAUAACAGAGGUGAAAUUUCCCCUGGAACAUUAUACACUGGACUUGCAAGAUCAUAGAAUUACACAUAAUGGAUCUCUCUCUAGCAAAGUGGCUUUACUGGAUGAGAAGACGGCCACAGUGACUGCCUUCCAAUUGGGCCAAGCUAAUCUUGUCUUUGUCCACAAAAAUGUCCAUAUGCGUUCUGUGUCUGUACUCCCGAACCACACCAUCUACGUUGUAGAUCCCAGAUUUUUAGGUUUCACAGUCUCCCCUGGAGACCGGUGGAGUCUGGAGGUAGGACGGAUGUACGCCAUUACGGUAGAGGUGUUUGAUAAAAGCAGCACAAAGGUCCACAUGUCAGACAACCUCAGAAUUACGUACAACUUUCCAGCAGAGUAUUUUGAAGAGCAACUAACUACUGUGAAUGGAUCUUACCAUGUAGUAAAAGUGCUAAAAGCUGGUGUGGUGGAGAUAAAUGCAUCCCUGACCUGCAUUGUUCACCAGAAUAAUAGUAUUCAACCUAUCAAACUUCUGAUCCAGCACCAGCAAGAAGUGAUUAUUUAUUUUCCCAUCAAGCUUACACCUGACUUCCUGGCAUUUCCCCAUCAUCCUCUAGGAGUGCUGCCUCACUAUCAAGUACAGGUAGAGGGUGGUAGUGGCAACUUCACCUGGAGCUCUUCUAAUGAAACAGUGGCCAUGGUAACCACCAAAGGUGUAGUAACUGCUGGUCGAGUCCAGGGCAACAGCUCAGUGUGGGCCCGAGACGUACAAAAUCCCUGUCGAUAUGGGGAGAUGAAGGUGUAUGUCCUGAAGCUGAACAAAAUGGAAUUGUUGCCCUUCCACGCUGAUGUGGAGGUUGGCCAGGCUAUAGAAAUCCCCAUUGCGAUGUAUCACGUGAAUGCGACUGAGCAGGCCAUGGCCUUCACGGACUGUUCUCAUCUGCCCUUGGAUCUCAGCAUGGACAAGCCAGGAGUCUUCACUCUCCUCGAAGGAGGUAUCCAAAGACCUGGACCGAGGCACUGCUCCAGUAUCCACAUAGCAGCCAGAUCUCUAGGCCACACUCUGGUGACAGUGAGCGUGAGUGGACAUGAGGAGCACGUGGACAGCACUGCCACAUUCGCUGCCUAUGAACCGCUGAAGGCUCUAAGUCCCCUGGAAGUGGCGUUGGUAACUUGGCAUUCUAUGAAGGAAAUGGUGUUUGAAGGAGGGCCUCGUCCGUGGAUCUUGGAACCUUCCCGAUUUUUUCUGGAGCUGAGUGCAGAGAAGACAGAGACCGUUGAAAUAGCAGAAGUCCGGCUUCCAGCUAAGAGGAAACAGAACCAGUACAAAUACCGAGUCCUGUGCCUAGAUUUAGGAGAACAAGCUCUCACAUUCCGAAUUGGAAAUCACCCAGGUGUUCUGAACCCUCAUCCAGCUGUGGAAACGGUGCAGGUGCAUUUCGUGUGUGCCCACCCUGCCAGCGUGUCAGUGACACCAGUGUACAUGCUGCCAGCUGGGGCCCAGCCAUGUCCUCUGCCACAGCACAGCACACAACUGAUUCCUGUAUCAAGACUGAGGGACACAGUCCUGGAACUUGCAGUAUUUGAUCAGCACAGAAGAAAGUUUGAUAAUUUCAGCUCACUAAUAUUAGAAUGGAAAUCUUCUAAUGAAACACUGGCCCAUUUUGAAGAUUAUAAAUCAAUGGAGAUGGUAGCCAAAGGUGAUGGCAGUGGGCAGGCCCAGGCACAUGGUCAUCGAAUCCUUAAAGUACAUCAGAUAAAAGGGUCUGUAUCCAUUGGAGUCGAUUUUGUGGGCUAUUCAGAGAAGAAAAGCCCAAAGGACAUUGCCAACACACCCAGAUCUGCAGCUGUGGAGCUGCUCCUAGUGGAUGAUGUGACUGUGUUUCCAGAGAAUGCCACCAUCUACAACCACCCUGAUGUGCAGGAAGUAUUUAGCCUUGUGGAAGGAUCUGGUUACUUUUCAGUCAGCAGCCAUGAGCAGGGCAUUGCCAGCAUCACUUAUGCAGAAGCAGACAGCUCUGUGCAGCUCGUUCCUGUACAGCCUGGAUCGCUCACCUUGGAAGUCCAUGACCUGUGCCUGCCUUUCUCUAGGCCAGCAAAAGCCCACCUCAGGGUGUCGGACAUACAAGAGCUGGAACUCGAUCUGAUCGAUAAGGUUGAGAUAGGCAAAACUGUCUUAGUGACAGUGAGGGUUCUCGACUCUUCCAAGCGCCCAUUCCAGAAUGCAUACUUCAAGAACAUGGAGCUCAAGCUGCAGACUGCGUCAGCCAUUGUCACGCUGACACCAAUGGAGGAUGAGGAUGCGUACUCUGAAAACUACAUUCUUCGGGCCGUCACUAUUGGGCAAACCACACUUGUGGCUACUGCCAGAGACAGGAUGGGAAGAAAAUUCACAUCAGCGCCUCAGCACAUUGAGGUGUUUCCUCCAUUCAGACUUGUUCCAGAGAAAAUGACCCUGAUUCCAGCUAACAUGAUGCAGGUGACAUGUGAAGGCGGCCCUCAGCCCCAGUCUAUCAUUCUCUUCUCCAUCAGUAACCAGACUGUGGCUGUUGUGAACAGGAGAGGCCAAGUGACAGGGAGAGUGGUUGGCACAGCUGUGGUCCAUGGAACCAUCCAGACAGUAAAUGAAGACACUGGCAAAGUCAUUGUAUUUUCCCAGGAUGAAGUGCAGAUUGAAGUUGUUCGGCUAAGGUCUGUUAGGAUUGUUGCGGCAACAACUCGGCUCAUCACAGCUACUGAGAUGCCAGUGUAUAUCACCGGAGUGACCAGUACGCAGAGUCCUUUCUCCUUCGGCAGUGCCAGCCCUGGGCUUACAUUCCACUGGUCUCUGAGCAAAAGGGAUGUCCUGGAUCUAGCACCCAGGCACUCGGAGGUUUCCCUGCAGCUUCCAGAUGAGAAUAAUUUUGCUAUGGUUGUUCACACAAAAGCAGCUGGGAGGACCAGCAUCAGAGUCACUGUCCGCUGUGUGAACAGCUCCUCUGGGCAGUUUGAAGGGAGUGUAUCAGAACUGUCAGAUGAAGUGCAGAUCCUGGUGUUUGAAAAACUCCAACUUUUCAAUUCAGAGUACCAGCCUGAGAAGAUUCUAAUGCCAAUGAAUUCUCAGCUCAAACUUUACACUAACAGAUCAAAUAUGGAAGAGGCCUCAGAGGUGGCCCCGGUGAAGUACCUGCGAGUCAGCAGCCAGCCCAGACUGUACACAGCCCCGGGAAGGACCCUGUCGGCCUUUCCCGUGGGCAUGGCUCUCACCUUCAUGGGUCACUUUUACAGUAGCAUCGGAGAGAAAUUCCACACCCACAACACUCAGCUUUAUCUAUCUCUGAACAGAGAUGACCUGCUGCUUAUUGGACCAGGGAGUAGGAACUACACUUACACGGCCCAGGCCGUGAGCAGAGGAGUGACACUGGUGGGGCUCUGGGACCAGCAGCACCCAGGCAUGGCAGAUUACGUUCCUGUUGCUGUGGAGUAUGCCAUCGAGCCAGACACCACACUGACGUUUGUGGGGGACGUCAUCUGUUUUAGCACUCAUCUCGUCAACCAGCAUGGUGAACCUGGGAUAUGGAUGAUUGCUGAUGACAAUAUUCUACAGACAGAUAUUGUCACUGGAGUUGGAGUGGCCAGGAGUCCCGGAACCACAGUGAUUUUUCAUGACAUCUUAGGAGUAGUGAGAACAUAUCGAGAGGUGACAGUCAAGGCAUCAUCAAGACUGACAUUUACGUAUGACCUCAGGACUUCACUCACCAACAGCCCCAACUCAACUGUAUUCAAACUCUUCAUCACGACUGGCAGAAAUGAUGUCAAUAUGAAAGGUUCUUGCACCCCAAGUCAGGCCUUGGCCAUUAUGGAAGUCCUCUCUCCAGAGACCCUGGUGCUGUGCCAUGUGCAGUUCAGUAAUACGCUGCUAAACAUUCCAGCAAGUAAAGUUUUUCACGUCCGCUCAGAUUUCAGCAUAGAAAAAGGGGUCUAUGUCUGCCUGAUCAAGGUUAGAGCACAGUCAAAGGAGCUGCUCCAAGCCCUCAGCAUGGCCGACACCUCUGUGUAUGGCUGGGCCAUGCUCCUCAGCAACAGCACCAAGUAUGGGAUGCAGAGAAUCCUCAUUCCUUUCACCCCCGCCUUCUACAUCAACCAGUCACAACUGUUCCUCGGCCACACGCUAGACACUGCUAUGCUAAGAAUACAAGGAGUGGACAGAGUUCUUGAGAACCUAGAGGUCUUCCCUAGCUCCCCAGUUCUGGCAGUCGCUGGGCACAGGCACUCCCCAGGCCUGGCUACAUACCCUGUCCUGGUAACCAACUUCACUGCCUUCCAGCAGAUGGCCUUCCCUGUGUUCAUUAACAUCUCCUGUGCACUCACUAGGCAGAAUGAGGCUGUGGUAGUGAGAGCUAUGAGAGGUAAACCUAAUGCAGAUAAAUAUGAAGAUUUGGGCGUCUUCAGCCGACUGACUGGUUCUUCCCAGAUCUUCUUCACCUUCUUUGUGGUGCUGGCAUCCACAGCUUUCCUCUUUUUAGCAUACAACGCUUUCAUAAACAAGAUACAGACUGUUCCAGUUGUGUAUGUACCAACUGUAAGAACACCACAGCCAGGCCUUUAUACCUCCACAAAUUCUCUCUCAACCUUCACCAGCCCACCAGCCCCAGUCCCCUGGAGCAGGCUUCCACGCUGGGUAUGGAGUGCAAGGCACUAACCAGAAUGUGGAGGAAUAUCCUGGAACUGUCAGGGAAUGAAGAUUUCCAGCCAGUCACGAAGCCCAGCCACAUUCGCUACCCUAUGUAUCAG